CUUCGGAGGACACCAUCAACUUCUGAAAGGUGAGGAAAGCAGGGUUGAUUUCUUCUCCAGUUCAGCGGCUGCAGAGGCUACCAGGACGCGCACCGGCCGACCCGAUGGAGAAAUCCAAAAACUUUCGCAUCGACGCGCUUCUGGCAGUCGAUACGCCAAAGGCGCAGACUUCACCGCUGGCACUUGUGACUUCCCUGUCCUCUUCCUCCGCAUCUUCCUCCUCCAUCCCGUCGUCCGGGAGCGGAGCUGCCCCGGACCUCACGGCAGCCGCCGAAUCGUUACGCGCCGAGACGCCGCCGUCUCCGCCGAGGAUUUCCACCUGCGGGCUGAUUCCCAAGCCGGGGUUCCUGAACAGCGCGCACGGCAUGGUGGGACUACACCCGCAGAGCAGCGCGGGGAUCCCGGCGCAGGCUCUCUACGGCCAUCCCAUGUACACAUACUCCGCCGCUGCGCUGACGGGCCAACACCCCGCACUGUCCUACUCCUAUCCGCACGGCUCGCAUCACCACCACACCAGCGACCCCAUUAAACUGACAGCCAGCACCUUCCAGCUGGACCACUGGCUGCGAGUGUCCACAGCUGGGAUGAUGCUGCCAAAGAUGUCCGAUUUUAAUGCUCAGACGCAGUCAAACCUGCUCGGAAAGUGCAGAAGACCCAGGACAGCGUUCACCAGUCAGCAGCUGCUGGAGCUGGAGCAUCAGUUCAAACUGAACAAGUAUCUGUCGCGACCAAAGCGCUUCGAGGUAGCCACGUCGCUCAUGCUCACCGAAACUCAGGUGAAAAUCUGGUUCCAGAACAGACGCAUGAAAUGGAAGAGGAGCAAAAAGGCCAAAGAGCAGGCCGCCCAGGAGGCCGAGAAGCAGAAAGGCACCAACAAGAGCGGCCAGGAGAAAUCAGACGGACUUGAACAGUCAGAUUAUCACAGCAAGACGGACUCAAAAAACGGCAGAAUAAGAGACUUCAGAGACAGCGACGACGACGAAGGCGACAGUUUCUUGUACAACUCGUCGGACUGCUCUUCGGACGAGGAGCGCAAUCACAACAGCGACGCCAGUCCGCAGGCUUAACUGAGCUGACCUUCAGCUGACUGACUUUGGGAAGUUUCACUGUAAAAAAAAAA
Molecule: messenger RNA, 1120 nt
Organism: Poecilia latipinna (sailfin molly)
Lineage: Eukaryota; Metazoa; Chordata; Actinopteri; Cyprinodontiformes; Poeciliidae
Gene: mnx1
Product: motor neuron and pancreas homeobox 1
Exons: 3
Coding region: 105-1067 (320 amino acids)
Biological process (GO): regulation of DNA-templated transcription; spinal cord motor neuron cell fate specification; central nervous system development
Cellular component (GO): nucleus
Molecular function (GO): sequence-specific double-stranded DNA binding; DNA-binding transcription factor activity, RNA polymerase II-specific
Source: RefSeq, a predicted model, not a curated record